AGCCAAUGGGCUGUGUUAUUUUGUAUAUUUUUUGGCAGUUGGUCACACGAGCUGGGUAGAUAGAUAUCAAAAAAAUUGAAUAUCGCAUUAUUCAACAAAAUAAAAAAUUGAGAGCGUUACAAGUGACAAUUCACACAUUUUUUUAAUUCUCAGUUUGUGAACUAACGUAAAAUUCACGUCAAGCACUCCAAACGAAAGGGAAUCGAAAAUGACUGACCGUAAAGCAGUGAUUAAAAAUGCCGACAUGAGUGAAGAUAUGCAGCAGGAUGCUGUAGACUGUGCAACUCAGGCGAUUGAGAAAUACAAUAUUGAAAAGGAUAUUGCGGCAUACAUUAAGAAGGAAUUCGACAAAAAGUACAAUCCAACAUGGCAUUGUAUCGUCGGUAGAAAUUUCGGAUCAUACGUGACCCACGAGACCCGCCACUUUAUCUACUUUUAUCUAGGCCAGGUGGCGAUACUGUUGUUUAAGAGUGGUUAAACCCCCUCGACCCUCUUUCUCUCACAUACCAGAUCUUUGCCCCCCUUCUAAUAAAAAAAAAUCACAAAUCCCCCUCCAGUUUCAGUAUUCCAAUUUUAGACUUACUUUUUUUUGUUCAAAUAUUGAUUAUUUUUGGACAUUUUGGCGCAUAUUUUUCUUCUUAAACGUGGAAAUUUUGCGCUCUGAUAAAAAAUUUUCGAGUUUCUAUUAUUUUUUAAUGAUGGUUUUAUAUAUUUCUGGAAUAAAAUUAUUUUGUUGAUAA
Molecule: messenger RNA, 740 nt
Organism: Diorhabda carinulata
Lineage: Eukaryota; Metazoa; Arthropoda; Insecta; Coleoptera; Chrysomelidae
Product: dynein light chain 1, cytoplasmic
Exons: 3
Coding region: 209-478 (89 amino acids)
Biological process (GO): cilium assembly; microtubule-based process
Cellular component (GO): cytoplasmic dynein complex
Molecular function (GO): dynein intermediate chain binding; dynein light intermediate chain binding
Source: RefSeq, a predicted model, not a curated record